Molecule: messenger RNA, 621 nt
Organism: Rotaria sordida
Lineage: Eukaryota; Metazoa; Rotifera; Eurotatoria; Philodinida; Philodinidae
Source: the annotation of a GenBank genome assembly
AUGUUACGUUUACUUAUAUUCAUAUGUAUUCUACAAUAUUCCAUUGGUGCUAUUCUUCGUGGUCGUAUUUUACUUGAUGGUGAUGCAACUAAAACUGUUUCUAUACCAGCUGGUAGUAGUUGUGCUGUUCAUUUUGAAGAUACAUCAAUACCUGAUAUGGCAGCAAAAGAUAUAAAUGCUACAGAACUUUCAAAUUUAAUUGGUUUUCCAAUUAAUUAUGAAAUGACAAUACCAAAUAAUCUUCAGCCAAUAUUCUUAUAUUCAUUAUCAGUUCGAAUAACAAAUGGAAACACUCUUUUAUAUAUCAAUACUGUGCGUGUAAUUGUGCCAAUUACAAAUGGUAGUCUAAUUACGGUUGAUAUUCCAGUAACAAAUGUUCAGCAAAAUCCACAAAAUGUUAGUAAACCAGUUUCAUCUGAGGAUAAUGGAAAAUAUUCAUGGCCAGAAAUGCUUGGAAAAGAUGGUACACUAGCCGUACAAUAUAUCAAAAUGAAGAGUAAUCUUACUAAUGUAUUUACCGUUCCUGAAAACUCGUUCAUAACGAUGGAUUAUCGAACUGAUCGUGUACGUGUUUUUGUCGAUAACAAUAACAUUGUAACUAAAGUACCUCGUGUUGGUUAA